AUGAUGGACUUCCAAGUCACUGUUGCUCCCCCAACCAAGCCACGUGAGAAUCCCUUCGGCUCUAUCUUCCGUAGCAAGAGGCAAGCCGGUCUUCCCUCAUACUGCCAGUGCACGCCUCCAACAGUCAACUGCCCACCUGGACCUCCUGGACCUCCCGGACAGCCUGGACAACCUGGACAACCUGGAUCACCUGGCCAGCCUGGACCGGACGGCACCACCGAUUACACUGCACAGUCAACUGCCCAACUCCACCCGGAGGCCCCUGGUUCAGAUGGACAGCCAGGACAGCCAGGACCUCCAGGAGAUGCUGGAGCACCAGGAAACCCAGGAGGCGAUGGACAGCCUGGACAGCCCGGACAGAGCGGCACCACCUCUACCAACACUCCCGGAGGACCUGGACCUGCUGGACCACCUGGAGCUCCCGGAAAUGCAGGAGGACCCGGACAGCCAGGAGGCCGUCAAGUAAAGCGGGCAGAAUUCAUGCGGAAAGGUCUUAAUGGGUCAUCAAGAGAAGAUGCGCGUUGGCGAGGGGUGAGGUGGCCAGAGAAGUCCGUACCACGAUCUUUUGUACGGGAUCCGCUUGAAAGAGUGAUAAAUGGGAUGCGUAUUUUAAAAUGGUCGGCGAAUCUAUUCGGUUUCUAA
Molecule: messenger RNA, 642 nt
Organism: Cooperia oncophora
Lineage: Eukaryota; Metazoa; Nematoda; Chromadorea; Rhabditida; Trichostrongylidae
Source: the annotation of a GenBank genome assembly